Messenger RNA from Rhodofomes roseus, 1749 nucleotides. Its product is annotated as cytochrome P450. Bases 96 to 1622 code for a protein of 508 amino acids. Gene Ontology annotation, molecular function: heme binding; iron ion binding; monooxygenase activity. Lineage: Eukaryota; Fungi; Basidiomycota; Agaricomycetes; Polyporales; Fomitopsidaceae. The record is from RefSeq and is a predicted model, not a curated record. The transcript has 13 exons.
GUAUCAUCGGGUAGAAGCGCCAGGCUUUUCCCUUCGUUAUAACGGCAGCUUCGUGAGCUCGGAUCUGGGGCAGUCCGCGUCGAAUCACGACCAUAAUGUUUCUAGCCUUCAUCGAUAUCUUGGCCCUCGCGCUGCUGCUGUAUAUCCUGGUGCAGAUUUUGACAUCGACAGGCAAACGACGAGGUGGUCUACCUCCCGGUCCUUCCGGCUGGCCCCUCAUAGGCAAUGUUCUCGAUAUGCCUACCUCACACGAAUGGCAGACGUUCGCCGAAUGGGGUGAGAAGUGGGGCGACAUCGUAUCAGUCACUCUGCUCGGCCAGCCGGUCCUUGUUCUCAACACAUCAGCUGCUGCAAUCGAGAUACUAGACAAGAAGAGUUCCAUCUACUCUGACCGACCAACGCUCCCUGUGUGUGGAGAAGUGAUCGGGUGGGACCGUACUCUGGUGCUCCUCCAUUAUGGUCCUGUCUGGCGGGAGACCCGUCGUCUCUUCUCCCAAACUAUCGGAACCCGUGACAGCCUCAUGCAUCUCUCGGAUCAGCUAGAACGUGAAGGUCAUCGUUUCGUAGCUCGUCUCAUGGCCAACCCAGCAGCUUUGUUUCAGCAUGUACGCGGCUUUACUGGCGCCUCUAUCUUGAACAUCACGUAUGGAUACACCGUCGAGCGGGAAGAUGACGACCUUGUUCGCCUUGUUGACAAGACUGUAGAACAGUUCUCACUCUCGAGUGCUCCUGGCGCAUUCUACGCAGACGUCCUGCCUAUUUUGAAACGAGUCCCUGCGUGGUUUCCUGGGGCAGGUUGGAAGAGAACGGCCUUAGCCUGGCGCAGAGACCUUGAGGCUAUGUGCGACAUUCCGUUCAAUUACACCAAGCAGCAACUGAUGUCAGGCAAAGCAUCUCCCAGCUUCGUUGCUAUGAACGUAGACCUCGACGGCGGGUCCGAACGCGAAUUCAUCAUCAAGAGUGCAGCAGCGUCGCUUUACAGCGCGGGCGCCGACACGACCGUCUCGGCCAUCUGCUCCUUCUUCCUAGCAAUGAUGUGUUUCCCGGACGCACAGAGGAAGGCACAGGCUGAGAUCGACCGAGUCAUAGGCAACGAUAGACUUCCAACCCUCGCUGAUCGCGACGAACUACCUUAUAUCAGGGCGCUCAUCUGGGAGGUUCUACGAUGGCAGCCAAUCGCUCCACUCGGUGCACCCCAUUCCCUGAUCCAGGACGACACGCAUGCCGGGUAUUACCUACCGAAAGGGACCACAGUCAUCACCAAUAUAUGGGGAAUGCUCCGCGAUCGCACGCGGUACACAGAUCCUGAGGUGUUCAAUCCCGAUCGCUUUUGUCCCUCAAACGAUGUAGAACCUGAGUACGAUCCCAGGCAGAUCGUAUUUGGAUUCGGCAGACGAGUGUGCCCGGGCUCGCAACUUGCGGAGACAUCUCUUUUCCUUAUUUGUGCCUUGUCUCUGGCUGCGUUUGAAAUCGCCAAACCGGUCAUCGACGGUAAUGUCGUGGAGCCCUCGAUGGAGUAUACGACGGGAACCAUCAGUCAUCCACUUCCGUUUGAAUGCUCGAUCAAACCUCGCUCAGCUAAGGCCUCCGCCCUCGUCGCAGCAAUGCGCGAUUCUCUCUGAGAUUAUGGAGCUGUCAUGAGGAUACCUCGAAGUGGAGGUGACAACUGACACAGCGUUGUACUUGCGUGGUUUCGACAUGUGGUAUAUCCGAUAUUGCUAUGGUCAUUCGCCGUCAUUGCACCUUGAA